Molecule: messenger RNA, 5779 nt
Organism: Mobula hypostoma (lesser devil ray)
Lineage: Eukaryota; Metazoa; Chordata; Chondrichthyes; Myliobatiformes; Myliobatidae
Gene: ripk1l
Product: receptor (TNFRSF)-interacting serine-threonine kinase 1, like
Exons: 13
Coding region: 3639-5777 (712 amino acids)
Biological process (GO): protein phosphorylation; signal transduction
Cellular component (GO): cytoplasm
Molecular function (GO): protein kinase activity; ATP binding; protein binding
Source: RefSeq, a predicted model, not a curated record
AUUAAGGCGACAAUCAGCAGUUAUUAUCAUCGGUAACGAAACUAAGGGUUUUUUGCGGGGUGGCUUCCUCUCUUUUUAAAUUACGAAGGGAGGGACACCCCAGAAAGAUCGUAACGACGCCCCUGCUUCCUGAAGCCGGCGUGUUUUCUCAAAUAGUCGGACGGCAGUUGCUACCAUGAAUACGUCUAACAUAAUGAGCCACUGCCCGACCAUUGCGUUCCCUUCAACAACAUGCAAUACCGUGUCUUAUCGCAGCAACUAAAGGAAUUUCAUUGCACCUGGUCUUUAUGAAAAUGAAAUAAUCUGAAUGACUCGGUGGAGUUAACUGUAAAGCAUGCAGGACGGCACAUUUAAACAGACAAAGGUAUAUCGCCAUAGCCGUAAGGCAGGGAGCAAAGGAGGAUUCCGAACUUGACUGACACUCAGGGGAAUGAAACUUCCUCUACUUCAUCUUGUUAGCUGGAGAACAAGACUAAGGACUGAAGGGGAAGAUUGUUGUAUUGGAAGAGAAUGAGAAAUUACUGUGCUCUUGUGUUUCAGAAAGGCAUCGUUCGUCCAUCGUCGAUGUCCAUUUGAAGGUAUUGAGACUAGGUGAUUUGGAUUUAAGUGAGGGAGAGUUGCGCAGCGUCAACCUCACUCUCUCUUCCCAAUUCCCAUCUGGAUCCAGUGGCAAGACAGAGUUGAGACGGCUGGAGAUGGGACUAGGCGCAGUGGAUGACCAGGAUGUCUUCUGUGUCUUGUGCUCUACACGUUCCACGACGCUUGCAGAGACCGCCUUCUUGACCGUUGGACUGUCAAUUGGUCUCAUCCGUUCAAUCCACUGGAGUCUGUCUUCACAUGCUGGGAUAGACAACUCCCUAUCUCACCACGUUGGCUACCCUCACCCGGUUUAGCCAGCUUGUCGUGGCCGCUGUCGCAUGCAAACAGCUACGGGAAGCUGCAGGUGAGAGCUGAGUGCCAGGUGGAGACCAAAGGUGGACUGACCGCCUUGAAAAAGAUGCGACAUGUGGCCCCACCAGAGGUGCUACCCCUCCAUGACACCCUCAGAAAAGCAUAGCUCACUCCGGACACACCGGAUACAUCAGUAAGACCUGAGGGUUUGUCGAUACACAAGAUGGGCCAGACUGCUGACUCAGAGAAAACAGAAGGUGGGAGUCUGUAUCUCAUGAUAAACUUUUUGUGUGCUCUGACACAGCGGUUUUGUCACACACUUAUUCCCUGACCUGGAACAUCUAAUGAUUAAGUGACAACUGCUCUACAUAUCAAGAGAGUUCUCCUCUGUGAUCCUGACCACGGUUUAUAUGUCAUCAAAAACAUAGAAAACCGACAGCACAAUACAGGCCCUUCAGCCUACAAUGCUGUGCUGAACAUGUACUUAAGGUUACCCAUAGCCCUCUAUUUUUCUAAGCUCCAUGUCUCUUAAAAGAUCCUGUCAUAUCCACCUCCACCACUGUCGCCAGCAGCCCAUUCCACGCACUCUCCACUCUGUGUAAUAAAAAAAAACAAACAAACAACAACUUACCCCUGACAUCUCUUCUGUACCUAAUUCCAAGCGCCUUAAAACUGUGCCCCUCUUUCAGCCCCAGGAAAAAGCCUCUGACUAUCCACACGAUCAAUAUCUCUCAUCAUCUUGUACACCUCUAUCAGGUCACCUCUCAACCUCUGUCGCUCCAAGGAGAAAAGGCCAAGUUCACUCAACCUAUCCUCAUAAGGCAUGCUCCCCAAUCAGGCAACAUCUUUGUAAAUCUCCUCUGCACCCUUUCUAUAGUUUCCACAUCCUUCCUGUAGUGAGGUGACCAGAACUGAGCACAGUACUCCAAGUGGGGUCUGACCAGGGUCCUAUAUAGCUAUAACAUUACCUCUUGGCUCUUGAACUCAAUCCCUUGGUUGAUGAAGGCCAAUGCACCAUAUGCCUUCUUAACCACACAGUCAAAAAAAAAGACGUUAAAUGGGCACUUGAAGUAUUGAAUGUUACCAUGAGAAACAACAAACAGCCUAUCCCUGUUGUGACUGAAUUAAGUCACCGGAGAGACAUUGAAGUUGGUGGAUAUAGAAGUCUUUAUUUGGCAAAACAAGCAGGCAUCAUACUGGAGACACUUGCCAGGGGCUCCCUGACCCAAUAUUAAAUGAUGUUUUUAUAUGCUAAAGAUCAAAGGUAACCACAGGACAAUUCUAUAGUUACAAUGCUUCAUUUUGAAUAACGUAUGAUUUUCAAACACACUCCAGACACCCAAAAUGAAGGUUAAUCAUCACUGUCUCUGGGCUGCAUUCAUGCACAUGCCGAUAUCUCAGGUCAGUGGGUGUUUCCUGGUUUGUAAUCGACCUCAGUAUGUAGAUCCAGGAAGACCAUUGUGCUGAGCUGCAUUUUAAACUCAAUCUAUGAUCCACAUUCAGAUCUGAAGACCAGUUGAAAUUAAUAUUUGCUAUAUUCUAUAACUCCAGAAUAUGCCCUAACACUCCAAAUCAAAUCAUAGUCAGGAACUUCAAGUAGGUUUGUUUGAAGAAAUCGGUGUCCAAUUAUUAUCAACAUAUAACCUGCAGCACCACGGGUCCCAAAACACUCAACCAUUGCAGUACAAUGAAUAGGAAUGCUUACUGUUCCAUCCCUGACUGCAUUUUUGGAAAUCUGAUCACUUGGCUGCCCUACCUGCAGACAGGCAAAGGCUCCAGAGAUAAAUACAACAAAGGUGUGGUCACAGGAGCAGCCAUGGGAUUUCUCCAAGUCAGUAGGCUGAGCUGUGUUCAAGAACUCGUCAGAGGAUAUGAACAAGUACACCACAGUUGUCAUGCAUUAUAAAAACAGUUGUAGAUAAGUGUGUCCCCACAAAGUCAUUUAGAAUUUUCCCCAACCAGAAGCACUGGAUGAACCAUGAGAUCCGCAUCUGCUCAGGGCCAGAUCAAUGGUAUUCAGGUCUGCUGACCAAGUAAGAUGCAAGAGGUCCAGGUAUGAUCUCCAGAAAGCCAACUCACGGGUGAAGUGGCAAUUCCAGGCUAAACUUAAUGGGUGAUGCUCGACAGCUGUUGUAGGGUUUGAAUGCUAUUAGCUCUUACAAAGUGAAACCAAGUGACAUGACAUAGGAGACAACAAAGCUUUCCUCAAUGCCUGCCAUGCUCGCUUUGACCAUCAAAAACAUGGAGGAACCUUCAAGAACCCCUACAGCCCCCAAUGACCCUAUGAUUUCAGUUUCUGAGCAACCUUCAGGAGGGUGAACCUGUGGAAAGCACCCGGCCCAGAUGAGGUACCUGGCUAAGUACUAAAGACCUGUGCUGAUCAACGGCCUGAAGUAUUCACCGUCUUUAACCUUUUGCCUCAGCAGUCUGAAAUAUCCAUCUGCUUCAAUUAUACUGGUGCCUAAGAAGAACGUGGUAACCUGCAUCAAUGACUGUCACCCAGUAACACUUACAUCCACAGUGAUGAAAUAUUUUGAGAGAAAGGAAAUGAGAAAACAAAUCAAAGGCGAGGAAGAAAAAAAACGAUACAUUAAUUAAUCCUCCGCAGAGGGAGACAGAUUGUCAAGGAAACUUUCGGCUUCCGUCGGAGUUUUAAACAAGCUACGAGUAUUGUCUGGCAUAACAACUUUCAAACAGCAGGUGCCUCAAAACUAACUAGCUGUGAGGAGCAUCCCCAUUGGACAAUCAUGUCUUUAGAUGACAUCCACAUUGAUUCAGAAGAACUGAUUGAGAAACAUCCUAUGGGUGGUGGAGGAUUUGGAAUGGUUUCAUUAUGCCACAGGAAAAAUCAUGGACUGGUUGUUUUGAAAACUGUAUAUACAGGACCACAGCGUAUGGAAUACAAUAGAUCGCUUCUUGAAGAAGGUAAAAUGAUGCAUAAAUUGAAUCAUGAUCGGGUAAUAAAAUUGAUUGGAGUUAUUUUAGAAGAUGGAAAUUAUUCACUUGUCAUGGAAUUCAUGGAGAAUGGGAAUCUGCUGCAGCUUUUAAUGAGUGUUGCUAUUCCAUUGUCUGUAAAAGGAAGAAUAAUCCUUGAAAUCAUAGAAGGGAUGGCUUAUUUACAUGACAUGAAUAUUGUGCACAAAGACCUCAAGCCAGAAAAUAUCUUGGUUGAUGCAGAUUAUCAUAUAAAGAUCGCAGAUCUAGGUGUGUCAAUUUUCAGAACUUGGAGUCGAUUGACUACCGAAGAAUUGAAGAGAAGGCGCCAAAUGGGUUCGAAGCUCCAGAAUAAUGCAGGCACACUGGCAUACCUGGCACCUGAGCAUCUGCUGUCACUAAAUACCAAAGCCACAGAAAAAUCCGACGUGUAUAGCUUUUCCAUUGUAGUGUGGGUGAUUCUGACUAAUAAAGAACCGUAUGAAAAUGCAUUAAAUGAUGCCCAGGUUAUGCACCUAGUUCUCAGAGGAGAUCGCCCUGAUCAAAAUCUCAUUCCUGAAGGAUCUCCUAAAGAGAUGGUUUCAUUGAUGGAGAAUUGCUGGGCAAGUAAAUCAGAGGAGAGACCAACAUUUUCAGAAUGCAAUCAGGAAUUUAAACCAUUUUAUGAAGAAAAUCUGCAGAAAGAUAUUGAUGAAGAUGUGGAAAAGUUGAGAGAACUGUCCCAGACGAGGCCAACUGCCCCUAGAGAACUGGUCAAAAGGAUGAAAUCUUUGCAAGCCGAUUGUGUUGCUCUUAUGCCAGACACACCUCCAAAAGAUGAUCCAAACUCCUUGCAUAGCUCACAGGGAAUUUCUGCUAAUGGUAACAGUCUAGAGGCUUCAUUUUCAUCCUGUAAAUUAAGUGAACCAGCGGAAAAUGACCUUGACAGCAGUGCCUGGGACAAUGAAAGAGACGAUGACACACAAGUAAGGAGAAAACUAGAGGAGGAAAUGAAUUACCACCUGACUGGUAGCCGCCUGGAUGCUUCAAUGUCCUCAAAUAGAUUUGAAGAGAUAAGGAAGGAAAGAAACAAAAGAGUUUCUAAUGAACCUGUUUUUGGAAGUUCCUACCCGUCUGUAAUUCUGUCUCAUCGUGCCACAGGUGUGGCUGAGCUUGAACCAUCUGAGGAUCUGUAUUGCUCUCAGGAUUCAAACACUUAUCAGAUUCGACAGAAUGUGAAAAACUCCCUUGCAACUGUAAUGAACCCAGUCAAGAAGGAAACAAACUUCCAUGCCUCGAGCAAAAUAAACUCCACAGGAUUCUCUGUUGACUACAGAGCACCAGCCCAGAGAACGUCCGGUCCUGUUCCUGUUACUGAAACUGGUUCACCAGCUGGGCAGCAAAAAAUGUGGAAUGAGUAUCUGCUGGAAGUCUCAAGAAAUCAAACUGAAUCCGGUUCAUAUACUGGGAAUAUUCCUUGGAAUCCAAACAGCCAAUUUGAACACAGGGAUGACAGCAACCUUAAAUAUUUAAGCCAGGAGGGCUCAUCAAGUAUCUACCUAUCUAAGGCCAAAGCAGUUCAGAUCGGUGACAAUAACACUAUGUAUAUUGAAACCCCGAUGUUUAACAGAAAAAAACAGCAAAAAUUCAAACCUUCCAUGGAGACGGCAAAUGCUCAGCAUCUGGGAAGUUUCACCGAUAAACCAGUUAAAGAAGCUCACCUGGACCUCUUGCGAGGAGAACUUGGGAAAGAUUGGAAACACUGUGCUCGUAAGCUUGGGUUCAGAGAAUCAGAAAUUGAUGAAAUUGACCAUGAUUAUGAAAGAGAUGGACUAAAAGAAAAAGUUUAUAAAAUGCUACACAAGUGGCAAAUGAAAGAAGGAUCAAAGGGCGCCACUGUCUGGAAGCUAGUUCAAGCCCUGCAUGGUUGCAACAGGUCAGACCUCACUCUCAGUCUUCAAAACUGUUUCUGAGU